Messenger RNA from Acanthamoeba castellanii str. Neff, 6954 nucleotides. RefSeq names its product Alpha2-macroglobulin domain containing protein. NCBI's taxonomy places the organism in Eukaryota, Discosea, Longamoebia, Acanthamoebidae. The record is from RefSeq and is a predicted model, not a curated record. Gene Ontology annotation, molecular function: protein binding; endopeptidase inhibitor activity. The transcript has 41 exons. Bases 1 to 6954 code for a protein of 2317 amino acids.
AUGGAGAAGGACACCAGUGCUGCGACUGCCCCUGUGGCAAAGAAGAAAACCCUCACCGGGAAGACAAUUGAGGCCUCGGGCCGCUUCGUUCGGGUGAAGGAAAUACACGAGGCCGUACACAAGAGCGAAGGCAUCCCCAUAGAACAACAACGCCUCAUUUGGGCGGGCCGCAACCUCGAGGCGGACAAGUUCGUAGAGGAAUACGGCAUCCCUGAUGGUGCCACCCUGCAUCUGGUGCUGCGGCUGGCUGAGUCUGGCACCAAUGCUGGCCUGAUGCUUCCCGCGGCCGCCGCGAAGAGGCAAGGCAACACAACGCAGCUCAAGCUCGCGGUCGAAUCAGUAAAGGCGAGCGGCGGCGGAGACGAAGACGAGAAUGCCAUGCGCCAGGACCACGGGGCGACGGAAGAGCUGUCCCUCGCGGAGAGUGAGGGUCUUCUCAAGACCCUCGGUGCGUUCGCACCCCGAGGCAGCGACCUCUUCGGAGAAGAAGAUGAGACCGACGCUGCCCCGGCGUUCGCCUUCAAGAAGGAAGAGCCAAGCGGCGAAGAUGCGAUGGAAGAGGAAGAGGGCGGAGAGGGUGGUGGCGGUCGCUCGCGUUACCCAGCCUUCCCCUCGGUCGGUGACGACGAUGAGAGGAGCAUGUCCGAAGAGGGCCAGAGUGAGCCUGAACGUCUUAAGGUGCUGCGGUACUCACCGGAGGGCGAGCUGAAGACGCCCAGCAGCCAAGUGAUCAUCACCUUCUCCCUGCCGAUGAUUCCGGUCACGUCGCACCAGGAGCUGCAGGAGAUGGGCAGCGUCGAGGGCGUCUCCAUCUCGCCAUUCAUCGACGGUUCAUGGAAGUGGCUCAAUGUACAUACACUGGCGUUCGAGUCUGAGAGCGGCUUCCCGCGCAGCACCGAGUUCAAGGUCAGGGUCGACAGCACCGCCAUGACCUCCACCAAGGGGGCGGCGUUGGCGGAAGACCUGGUCUUCUCGUUCACUACGGUCAGAAUCGGAGUCGCUUCGCACUCGCUGGGGUCGGAACUAGAGCAGGCUUGCGGCUUGCGCCCGACCAUCUUCAUGCGAUUCGACCAGCUGAUCGACCCCUCGAAAGUGCUGCCCAACGUAACUGCCAAGCGUACGGCAGCACACUACUCGGGCAUCGCUAACGAGAAAUCCCUGUUCAUUGCAGUGGUGGAGGAGGACCGAGAGAUUGGGCUGGAAGCCAUCGCUCCGUCCGAUGUGGCCGAUAAAUCGAUCGCUGCUCUGGUCGAAAGGGCAGACCCGGAGCGCAUUCUCAUCGUCAGACCCGUUGAAGAGUUGCCCAGGAACGCCAAGGUGGAACUGACGACCGGCCCUGGAACCCCUUCGGAGGAGGGACCUCUGCUCUCCACCACCGCGUCCAAGUUCAGUUUCAAGGUUAAGGCUCUUUGCCCUUCCGUAGAUGAGCGUGUGGCUCAAUUCCAGUGUGUUACGUUCCAUUUGGUGUGCCAGACGUACGGCCCUCUCGAGGUGGCUUCCUUCACGGCCGGCUGUUUCGCCUUCACCAACACCCUGGCUGCCGUUCUCACCGACGGCGACUACGACGCCAAGCAGCUGGUCACUGUCGUUCCGGAGCCCGAGAAUUUCAAGGUGGUGGCUGAGGGCUCGCGUAUCAAUAUACGCACGUUGCGGCCUGGGUGUUCCUACGCCAUCAAGCUAUCGCCUGACAUUACCGACCGUUGGGGCCAGCGAUUGAGCGGUGAGGCGGUCGAGCAGGAUUACGCGGUCACAAUUCCCCACAAGGCGGAAGCUCUUCAGGUCGGCAGUGGCAAGUUUUCCAUCAUCCCACUGUCCUUCACGCCCAAAUUUACUGUGGCCACGACGAACGUGGCCGCAGUCCGCUAUGAAGCCUUCGGGGUGAGCCCCAAGGAGUGGCUGCAGUACCGUGCCUUCAAGGCUAUCAGCGACUUGCGCGAAGCGUGGGCCAACAAGGAGCCCCUGGCCAACCAGAUCAUGACCAUAACCGCCGAGGAAGACAAGCGCACACUGUCCGAGAUCGAUCUGGAAGCCGUGUUUGAGCGAGCUGGCGGCUGUGCCAACGUCGUGGUUGUGGUAACGACGGUCACCCAGCAGCCUGAGGCUACGCCCAAGACGGGCUGGACCUGGCUGUGCCGCACCGACCUAUCGCUCGACGUGAUCGGAGAUCUGUCAUCGCUCCACACCUUCGUCACGUCGCUGAGCGAGCGCAAGCCGCAGGCGGAGGCCCGCAUCCGCCUUGUCUUCUCCAACGGUGACUUGACCGCCGGCACCACCAGUGAAUCCGGUCUGCUCUCGAUUGAUCGUACGCGGUACGACCUCUCCGGUAUCAAGGCCAUCUAUGUGACCAAGGGCGACGACUCGUGCCUGUGCCCGAUCAACGAAGACAAGCAAUACAACUGGCCGAAGAGGGAGAAGGACAUGGUGUACCACGUCAUCUCGGAACGGGGACUCUACCGCCCCGGCGAAGUGGUUCAUGUCAAGGGCUGGGUUCGCAAGCUCAAGAAGAACGGCGACCUCAAGAAAAUCGGCGGAAUGGUGGUGAUGACGAUCGCCAAUUCGCACUACCAAAACGUGUCGAUGCAUUCGACGAGGAUCGACGAGGACCAGGGGUCGUUUUCCCUGGAGUGGGAGAUUCCGGAGGACUUUAGGCUCGGCGUGGCGAAGCUCAAGUUCACCCAAGUGAGCGCCAAUGCCUUCUCUCCGACUCUCCUGCGCACCCUGUCACAGUCUGGACGUACCCUCACCGUUGAGCACCAACUCGACGUCGACAUUCAGCACUUCAGAAAUCCCGAGUUUGAGCUGGCCACCAAGGUGCUGGGUGCCGGCCCGCACAUCUGUGGGGACCCGCUCAACGUACAAGCCGAGGCCAAGUACUUCACUGGUGGUGCGCUGCCUGGAGCUGAGGUGGAGUGGAGCCUUGGUUGGGCGCCGGCCUCCUAUCGGCCGCCGAACACGGAGGGCUUCACAUUCAACUCCAAUGCCAGCGCCGGCUUCCCUCGUUCUGGGGGGCAGCACAAGGGCUCCACGGCUCGUGAUGGCACUCACCAAAUCAAGAUCACCGGCAAGCAGGAGAGCAAAACGCCCGCGCCGAUGUCGCUCACAGCCGUUGCCACCCUCAAGGACGUCAACCGCCAGUCGCUAUCGAAAGACUCAAAGAUCUUGCUGCACCCCUCCUCGCUCUACGUCGGCCUGCGGCCUGCCGCGAUGGUCCUCAACGGACCCGGCGAGGCCAUCCGCUGUUUCGUGACCGUAACCGACAUCGACGGCGAGCGUAAGCAGGGCGUGACGGUCAACCUCAAGGCUGUUGAAAAGAAGUGGGUGAAGGAUGGCGAGACGCUCGAGUGGAAGCAAAAGACUUGCCAAAAGCUGAAACAGAGCGUCACCUUGCAGUUUGAUGAUGAAGAGCGCAAGUCGGGGUUCGAGGUCAACUUCGGCCCGUGGCUCGAAGGCGAUCGCGUUCUGAUCAGCGCUUCCAUCGAGGACGAGCAGGGACGUCCCAACUACACGGAGAUCAACGUCUUUGCAUUCGCCGGCCUCAACAGGAUCGUCUUCCCGCACUCCUCCGCCGGCUCCAAGGUGUCGACCGAGAAAAAGAUCAAGCUGCUGGCCGACAAGGAGGAAUACAGCCCAGGCCUCGUCAGCGUGGCCAAGCACGGGAAGAUCGAAGUGUCCCGCGUCACCAUCACCGCGCCGGCCCAGAUAAUCUCCGUGCCUCUCGGCCCCGAGUCCUACCCCGGCGUGCACGUGGAAGUCAACCUGGUGCCCAAUCAGGACUCCUCCGUUACGUAUAUCACCCCAGCGAGCCUGUUCCUGAGCGUCUCCUCCGCGGAGGCCAGACUGGGCCUCAAGAUCACGCCCAGCGCCACCGUCUAUAAGCCUGGGGCGAAUGCAACGGUCGAUGUGAUGAUCACCGACCACGCCGGCGCUCCGGUCGGCGGCAACCUGGGCUGCGAGUGCACCUUCUACGCGGUGGACGAGAGCGUGCUGUUCCUCAGCGACUACAAGGUCAAGGACCCCAUCGCCUCCUUCUACCAGAACAGGGACAAGUGUUUCAAGAUGGUGUCGUCUCGCUCGGUGGUGAAAGGCUCGAUGGUCACCUUCGACAUUUUCGUGAAGACACUCACCGGAAAGACCCUGACCAUCGGGGUGGCGUCGUGGUUUACCCUGGAGGAUCUGAAGAACGUCAUCCAGGACAUGGAGGGCAUCCCGCCCGACCAGCAGCGCAUCAUCUUCGCUGGCAAGCAGCUCGAGGACGGCUGCACGCUCGGCGACUACAACAUCCAACCGGAGAGCACGCUCCACCUCGUGCUCAGGCUGCGGGGCGGUGGUGAUCCCUCGAUGAUGCCGCGAGCGGUCUAUAAGCGAGAGGACUUCCGCCCGCUGGCGGUGUUCCGUCCCGAUCUGGUCCCCAGCGACACUGGGCGCGUCCGCGUCUCCUUCGCGCUGCCCGACAACCUCACCCGGUAUCGCAUUAUCGCCAUCGCUGUGCACGACAAUCGUUUCGGCGUCGCCGAGUCGGCGAUCACGGCCCGGCUGCCCAUCAUGCUGCGCCCCUCUCCUCCCCGCUUCCUUUCUUUGGGCGACAAGUACUCGCAAUCGUUUGUGGUGCACAACGUGACCGACGAGCCGGUGGACGUGCGGGUGGCUCUGCGUGUGCACAAUCUCGAGAUCCUCGGCGCCCACGGCAAGUGCGUGCGAGUCGAAGCCAACAACAGGGCCGAGGUGCUGUUCCCGAUCGCGGCGUCGGUCGUGGGGAAGGAGGCGACGGUGGAGGCCGUGGCCAUGACCGGGCGCCAGAGCGUGUUCGGAGCCGAGAACGACGCGGCUCGGAUCGUUAUCGCCCUCAAGGAGCCGGCCGUGGUCGAGACCUUUGCCACCUGCGGCGAGCUGGAGGGCAGGGAACUGGUACAGCUGAUCAAGCCGCCGGCCAACGUCCACGAUCGCUUCGGUGGGCUCGAGGUUACGGCGUCGUCGACCAUGCUCACCUCGCUCUCCGACGCCUUCCACUACCUCUACUCCUACGAGUACGAAUGCAGCGAGCAGAUCUCGUCUCGUAUCAUCAGCAGCCUGGUGUUCGAGCCGCUGCUCCAGGCCUUCCGCGAUGUGUUCGCUGGCGUCAACCAGCGCGAGCUGCUGAAGAAGGUGGCCAAGGACGCCCGGAAGCUGCUCAAGAUGCAGAACAACGACGGCGGCUUUGGCUUCUGGCCCGGCACUAAGUCCAGCCCCUACGAUUACAGCGAUUCCGCCAGCAAGGAAAAUCCAUCUUGGCCCUUCGUCAGCCUGCACGCGGCGCACGCCAUGUUCCUGGUCGAGAAGGUCCGGUUCCAGUUCGAACAGCAGGUCACAGACAAGACGCUGGCCUACGUCAAGAGCCUCCUGGUGAGCAGGAAGGAGUGGCAAGCUAAGCAGGACGCGAAGGCCAAUCAGCCGCAGCCGAGGUUCGGCCGCCAGCCGACUGUUGAGCCGCACCCCAUCCCGGCCUUCUACUCGGCCAGCGCGCGCUACACCAUCCAAGCCUACGCAGUGUUCCUGCUGCACAAGUUCUUCCGUUCGGAGAAGGCCACCUAUCUUCACCACGCCCGUCGCCUGUUUGCCAAGGGCCUGGGCAAGCUGCCGCUCGAGGCCAUGGCCAUGGUCCUGCCCAUCGUGCACGAGGAGGAGCGCAAGGCCGCCCGUCGACACGAAGGGAAGGGCGAGGCGCUGCCCAAGACGCGCGCCGAGGUGGAGGCCAGCAUCGCCAAGACCGACCGCGCGCUGGAGGAGAUCGAGACCGCCCGGAACGAGAUCCUGCUGGGCGGGCUGGACUGGACGGGCGAGGACCUCGACAACAGCUUCCAGCGGGAGGCCCGCCUCCAGGUGUCGCUGGUCAAGCUGCAGCUUCUGCUGAACACGAUGCCCGAGGACAUGGAGCUGCAGGAGACCGACGAGAAGCCCAGCGAGCAGCCGCCCAGCCCGGUCACGUUGGUCCUGCACGAGAUCAACAAUCUCGCAGUGGAGACGGCCACCGGGGCACACUUUGCGACCAGCUACUCGAAUGACUACAACUACCUCGUGCUCCAUUCUUCUCGCAAGGUGGACGCUAUCCUCAUGUCGACCCUCAUUGCGGUGGAUCCCACCAACCCCUUGAUACCCAAGCUGGCCCGCAGCCUGCAGGAGGCCAAGAGGAAGGGCGCCUGGAACAGCACCCAGGAGAAUGUGUGGGUGCUCAUGGCCUUCGCCCAGUACUUCGAGACCCAAGAGAAGCACCGCCCGGACUUCGACGCCCGCUUCUGGGUCGAGGACGGCUAUCUGGGUCGUCAGGAGUUCAGAGGCCGCUCGGCCCACAGACAAUCCAUGUCGGUGCCCAUGAGCGCGCUCCUGGCCAAGCAAUUCGAAUUGGAGGCCGCCGGCCCCGAGGGCGUGCAGAAGGACGGCAUGGAUCUAGUCAUCAAGAAGCGGGGCCAAGGCAAGCUCUACUACCGCAUCGCGAUGAACUAUGCGCCGUCGCUGCACGAUCUUCCGGCGCUGAGCCGCGGUUUCUCUAUCAAGCGCGUCUACGAAAGCGUCGACGACCCGUCAGAGGUCGAUGUGGGUGCCGACGGCAGCAUCAAGGACAUGCUGCCCGCCGGCUUGGAGCCGCUCAAUCCCGACCUCAAGCAAGCCGGUGAUGACUACACGCAACAGAGCAACAACAGCCGCAAGGCCAUCCUCCUCGAACUGCUCGCCCUCGGCCGCGGCUAUGCGGUCGGGCUCUUGACGGGCUGGGAGGGCAGGUGGUUCGAUCACCAGGAGCUCAAGGACGAUCGCUGCGAGGCCUUCACCGCGUACCUGGCGCCGGGCGUCUACGAGUACACCUACCUCACGCGCGCCACGACUCUGGGCGUCUUCAUCGCCCCUCCGCCCAAGGUGGAGGAGAUGUACUCCCCCGAGACCUUUGGCCGGGGCACCACCGACAUUGUGCACGUCUUCUGCUGA